CUUUUUUAAGUGUUACCACCUUAUUAGUGUGCCAAGCUUCAAAAUGGCGGAAUUUCUGUCUACCUUGGUGGCUGGAAUUAGUGUUGGAAUUCUCAUUGGAUUGUUCGUUUCCAGACGACGAUUGAAUCAAAUAAUAUUCUUAUGAAAUUAUUAGGUCCUAUUUUACAAGCAAAACAAAAACCUGACUCAAAGAAGUCCCCUGGCUCUGAUAAUGAAUCGGAGGAUGACGACGACGAGGAUUUAGAAUUUAGUGAUUGGGGAGAUUCCAAGAUGGUGAUGGUUGUAAGACAAGAUCUUGGUAUGGGCAAGGGCAAAGCUGCUGCUCAGUGCUGUCAUGCCGCUUUAGCUGUAUACAAUAAGGCAAAACGAAGACACCCUGAGUGGGUCAAAGACUGGGAGUUCGCAUCAUGGCCGAAGAUUGUACUCAAAGCCCCAAAUGAAGAAACAAUUUUGGAACUAGCUGAAAAAGCUCAUAACUUGGAGUUAGAUUUUGUUUUGAUAAGGGAUGCAGGAAGAACUCAGAUUGCACCAGGCUCAAAAACUGUCUUAGGAUUAGGACCAGCUCCCUGCGAACUGAUUGACAAAGUUACUGGAAAACUAAAACUGUAUUAGAACUUACCAAUUAGAUGUCCUGUUUUAGGGAUGAAUUUAGUAGGGAAUAAAGAAACUAUUUUUCAUCAUUAUCAUCAAUUAAUUGGACUAAUGCACAUCUAAAGACAGCAACAAACAUAUUAGCAAACAAAGAAGCCUUUUCAAGCUUCAUAUCCCUUUGAUUAUGUUGCUAUUGCUUUACUAAAAGUUCUGCUUAUUAAUCAAAGUUUCAGAAUGUUUUAGAAGGGUUGUGAUUUAGAAUGUGGCAAAAUUAUAGGAACAAACAAGUUUAUUGAGUUUUUGAAUUAAUGUUUUGCAAUUUACAAUGAUUUGGUUCAUGAAUCAAAAGUAUAUUGAAUGUCAGUAUAAAGUUCCAUGUAAGACAUUCCAUGAAAAAGACCUAAAAACAUUUGUUAAUUACAGAAUCUUUUUGCCUAAGAACAAGAGUAGCUAAGAAUGGCCUAAAAAUAAGAACAUAUCUUCUAUAUUUAACAUAAAAAAGGUUAUCCAGAUGAUGUAGCAAGCAAAAGUGAUUUCAAAUUGGUCUUGUUGCCAGAUGAACUCAUUGACCUUGAAACUCAGAGUGGAAAUUUUUGACUUAUCCUGCUCUUCAUGUUUGAGUAUGACAUCACUAUCUAUAACUAUACAUAAUCAAUCACUCUGUGACUUGAUAGGCCAGUUAAAAAUAGUCUUAAUAACAGGUAUAAUAAUUUUGUUAUCAACUUAAAAAGAUUGAACUAGCAGGAAUUUAAAGCAGAAAGAGUAAAUAUUUCCAGGUUUAGUUUAUUAAAAAGUGAAAUUAUCUUUUUAAUUCAACUUUUGAGUGGCCCAUUUGAGAUGAUAUUACUUAGGCAAGAUAUAUGUAUUUCAGUGGUAUUUUUGUAUUCUUUUGCAAUUUUAAUAUCCUAAGAGUAUGAAGAUGUUAG
This is a messenger RNA of Rhopilema esculentum, 1517 nucleotides long. Its product is annotated as peptidyl-tRNA hydrolase 2, mitochondrial. The record is from RefSeq and is a predicted model, not a curated record. NCBI's taxonomy places the organism in Eukaryota, Metazoa, Cnidaria, Scyphozoa, Rhizostomeae, Rhizostomatidae. Gene Ontology annotation, molecular function: peptidyl-tRNA hydrolase activity. Gene Ontology annotation, cellular component: cytosol.